Molecule: messenger RNA, 747 nt
Organism: Prunus dulcis (almond)
Lineage: Eukaryota; Viridiplantae; Streptophyta; Magnoliopsida; Rosales; Rosaceae
Exons: 8
Coding region: 324-707 (127 amino acids)
Source: RefSeq, a predicted model, not a curated record
GUGGCGUCUUCACGAACUCUGACACUGAUUCUGAUGCUGAUGAUUUCGAAGAUGACUUGCGAAUUGUUCUUUUUUCAGAUCAGGGGAGAUCUGCUAAAAGAAAAAGACCUGUGAAGAAAGAACAAUACAUCUCUAACGAGGAAGCUGCGAGAAUUUGGAAUGAGAAAAAAUCACAUAUCAUCGACGUUAUUAAUUCACAGAAGAAGUUCUUUCCUGCUGACAGCGGUUGGCCUGAAUAUUAUGUUGAAUUGAAGAAAAGUCUUGGACUUGAGUUUUCCUCUCAGGCUGUGUUUUCUGAAACACCUAUUACUUACAAGAAUGCAAUGCUCGCUCCUCCUGUUACAUCCUUCAAUGAUUGCUCUGAUGAAUUGGAUAGUGACAUUUGUUGCGAGGAAGCUGAGAAACUCGAUGCACAAAAAUCCGUUAUCGUUGAUGCUAUCGGUAGAUUGAAGACCCUUGGGACCAUCCCACCUGCCUGCAGUGACUUGCUUGGCCGUUUGGAAGAUAUGUGCUCCAGUCUGGCACGCUACGAAUCUAUUAAAUGUCGGAAGAAACUGUCUGAUUUCAACGACUAUAUUUGUUCAAUUAAGGGGAAGGCAGACGUUGACAGCCGCUGGAUUGAAAUGUUGGAUGAUUUACAGAAGAGUCUUGGGCUGGAGAAUAAUCCUCAGGUUUUCUUAUCUUUCCACAAUCUGUUAGCAACUUAAAAUUUUCAACUCACUGUUAAAAGUUGUAUCAGUAGCAAUG